This is a messenger RNA of Chenopodium quinoa (quinoa), 3641 nucleotides long. RefSeq names its product pentatricopeptide repeat-containing protein At2g15980-like. NCBI's taxonomy places the organism in Eukaryota, Viridiplantae, Streptophyta, Magnoliopsida, Caryophyllales, Amaranthaceae. Gene Ontology annotation, molecular function: protein binding. The record is from RefSeq and is a predicted model, not a curated record. The transcript has 2 exons. Bases 238 to 1668 code for a protein of 476 amino acids.
UUUUUUUAGUAAGAUUAUUUUUAUAAUUGACUAUUGUGCUACAUUUCGCUAUAAUCAUCUAUAUUUCAACUAUUAAAAAUUUAAAAACCGGAACAUGGCUCAGAAAUUAUCUAAUUAUCCAUUUAUCCCCAAAACUAAAACCCCAACAGUAAUUAUCAAUACCGUACUUCCAAACCUCCCGCAACCAGAAUGUAAAUCCUCUAUUCACUCUUAAAACUUCCCACUGAAACAUCACUAAUGUCAACUGCAAUCUUCCGGCGGGCGUUAACCCCACGCGCCACCGCUUCAACCACCGUCUCACUCUCCUCCAUCUCUUCCUCCCCUCCAACCCCCGACACUUCCGCCGUCUCCACCACCGUAUCAAUCCUAACCCACCACCGUCGCAAAUCCCGGUGGUCCACUCUCCUCUCUCUCUUCCCCAACGGUUUCACCCCAUCUCAAACCUCCAAAAUCCUCCUCAAAAUCCGCAACAAUCCCCACCUCGCCCUCCGCUUCUUCCUCUUCACCACGCGCCGCUGCCAUUCUCUCUCUUCCCUCCAUUCUUACUCCACCAUUAUUCACAUCUUAGCUCGCGGUCGCCAAAAAACCCGGGCCAAAUCGCUUAUUAAAUCGGCAAUUCGGGAGUUUGAUUUGAUGGGUGUUGAAGAUUCUCGAGAAUUUUCUGGAAAAAAGUGCAAGGUUUUUAAGGCUUUGGUUGAAUCUUAUAGGGUAUGUGAUUCUGCCCCCUUUGUGUUUGAUUUACUGAUUGUUUCCCUUUUAGAAAUGAAUAAAUUAGACCCAUGUAUUGAUAUUGUUAGAAUGUUGCAUAAUCGUGGAGUUUAUGUUAAUGUUGGUACUUGUAAUGAGUUGAUUUCGAGCGCCUUGAAAACUAGGGAUUGUUUCUUUGGAUAUGAUUUGUAUAAGGAGUUAUUUGGGUGUGAGAAAGGUAAAUUAGUUCCAAAUGUGCAUGUUUUUAAUGAGCUUAUGCUUUCGUUUCAUCGAAAUGGAUUGCUUGAUAUGGUGGAGGAGGUUUGGAUUGAGAUGGUUAAGUCGAAUUGCGAUCCGAAUGCUUAUAGUUAUAGCAUUUUGAUGGAGGGUUAUUGUGAGAAAGGUGAUUUGGAGAAGGCUGAAAAGGUGUGGGAAGAGUUGAGAGUGAAGGGGUUGAAUCCUGAUGUUGUUGGUUAUAAUACAUUGAUUGGUGGGUAUUGUAGAAUGGGUGAGGUUGGGAAGGGUGAGGAGCUUUAUAGAGAGAUGGGAUUGCGCGGCGUGGAGGGAACUUGUGUUACUUAUGAACAUCUUAUAGGUGGGUAUUGUUUGGCUGGAGAUGCUGAUUCUGCAAUGCUGUUGUAUAAUGACAUGCGUAGGAAGGGGUUUAUUACUGAUAAUUCAACUGUUGAUUCAUUGGUUAGAGUACUUUGUUGUAAGAGGUCAGUUUUGGAAGCUUUUGAAUUCUUCAAGAUUGCCAUGAAGAAUGCUGAUUUUGUUGCAAGGGAGUCAAGCUAUGAGUUACUGAUAAAGGGUUUGUGUGAUGAGGGAAAGACAGAGGAAGCCUUGAAACUUCAGGCACAAAUGGCAGGGAAGGGGUUUAGACCCAAGUCACAUGUAUAUGGUGCUUUCAUUGAUGGCUACUUGAAGAUAGGAAAAGCUGAUGAAGCAGAAAGUCUGAGGAAAGAGAUGAUGGAUAUGUAAAGCUUACCGUGUUAAGAGUCAGGAAUUAAACACCCUGUAAGAAUGAAAACUGCCCGUCACUAAAGGUUAUAACAAAACCUCGGACCUUAAGGAUGAUGUUUGUAAUGCUUAUAUGAAAUUUAAGAAGCUUUUGGAAUCUGCUAAAAGGUAGGAAUAAGAAGGUGUCAACUCUGUAGCUUAUGAAAUCCUUGAUCUUCACAACAUUGGAAGGUAUUCAUUUGACAGCUUUCCUUUGCCUCUUAUAUACAUUAGCUUCUUAUAUCUCUACCUCAAUGAUACCAUUUUUGAAUAUCUAAAUGGGGAAGGGAGUUCAAAAACGAAGUCGUGUUUCUUGUUUGUGCAUUUUUCAUUGCAAAGCUUGUGGAAUGCUUUGCACAAAGGAAUUGGUUAGGCGUCAUGUAGCCUGGGUUAGGCAAGAGCUGUUCUUACGGGGAGCAUUUUAAUAAGGCCUUGUUCGAUCGAAACAAGGGUAGUUAAGUGAAGAAAAGACUUACCUUUUUGUCUUUUGAUGCAAAGAGAUUGGUCGCUUAAGUUGUUACAUGCUUGAUUCAUGGCCAAUAAUUGUGCAAGUUACAUUAGCAUUGGUAUUCAUGUAGUAGUACAAAAGUCUAGGACUUGCAACAAUUUCUAGAUUUGCUACACUUAUUUCGACCAUUGUCAUGCUGGUCAAUUUCCCUUUGUCAAUUUGUGCUAAAAAGUAUCAGUAAAAAAUAAUGGAAUCAAAGGAUUAGAGAAUGAAGGCUACAUCUGAAAUAUUGAUAACCAUGGGAAUUUUAAAGCUUCAAGAAUGGAAGAUUUAGCUCUUGUCUAAGAUUAUUUAGAAAUAUCGAGAAUAAAUGGCUGACAAAUUUUCUUUGUACUACAAGUAUUACUUCAUUUGUCUUCUGGGAUGCUCAAUCAUCCUGACAAUCUCUGCGAUGAUUCAGACAAAGCUUUCCCUUGAUAGAAUUGCCUCAUUUCUUAGCCUCAACGACAAUAUAUUUCCAAGGUGCUGCUGAGAUGUAUAAUGAAACUUUAAUUUGGAUCCGUCUGUCCCAAGCAAAAUCGAGGACAUUAAUCUUAGGGUGUAUUCAGCUUUGGCGAGUCAACCGUACUCUCUUCUAUACUCGUAAGACUGAUUGGAUCCAAGGCUUUUGCUGUGUGGAUAGUUGAUGAAAUAUUGUUUGGCAAAGAAAUGGAUCAUGACAGUUUUACAGUUUUGUGAAGAAGGAUCUCAAAAUCUUAUCUUUUAAUAACAAGAUUAUUGUUGGUGAGGGGGUUAUCAGUUGGAGUGGCGAUUAGAAGCAAAGGAUUUGAAUUGCCUGUGCAUGGUACCAGGAUGCUGAUAUAUCUGUUUGAUGAUCCAUUAGUGUUGUUGAUGCUCACACUCAUAGUCUUCUUUUCAAGAUAUUAGCAGGUAGCUACUUCUGUGAGGUCGCUGGUCGGAGCAAUAUUUGAUUACCUGGUCUGUUGAAGGGUGGCAGGUUAAGCUUAUUUGGAACGCUGCUGCUUAUGGGACUUGUUAAAAGAAACCGUGAAGCAACAUUCGACAUGCUUAGAUGCUGGCCAAGCAGUACAAUAUGCUUCAAUCAUGUUAGUAGCUCUGUUCUGGCCUUAUCGUCGAUCAAGAAUGAUGUAAGAGUUGUAAUAUGAAGUGUAAAGCUUUCAAACCCACCAUCAGCAACUGAAGCUGUUAAAUUGCAGGAGCAUAUCAAGAAUAGAAAUAAGGGUAUGGAGAAGAAGAGGCUUGAAUGGACAGUUUUUGUUAACAUAACUCCUAGGUCCAAAAAAAAAAUAAUAAAAUUACUUGUACCUUAUUUCUGAAUGAUUUGUUCUAGAUUUAGUAAAUCUAACUAAUGUAACUCUGCUGUGAUCAAAUUUCUUACUUCGUAAAUUGUGGGAUCAAUCAUUAUUAACCGUGCUUCCUUGGUUAUAGCAUAAAAUUUACCCUCAAAACUGAUAAUAUUGGAGAAAUCACUAUUGUUGAUUACGAA